GUGCCUCGUCCCAUGAAUUCGUUCAUGCUGUAUCGGUCAGCAUAUGCCGAUCGUACCAAACAGUGGUUUCUACAGAACAAUCAUCAGCACGUAUCCAAAGUUUCCGGCAGGAGCUGGGCGAUGGAGCCACAAGAAAUUCGCAAUCAAUUUGACAAUUGGGCGAAGAUCGAGCGCACCAACCACCAACUCGCAUAUCCAAAUUACAAGUUCUCUCCUAGCAAGGCCACAGCCAAGCGUCAGCGU
Molecule: messenger RNA, 243 nt
Organism: Dissoconium aciculare CBS 342.82
Lineage: Eukaryota; Fungi; Ascomycota; Dothideomycetes; Mycosphaerellales; Dissoconiaceae
Exons: 1
Biological process (GO): regulation of transcription by RNA polymerase II
Cellular component (GO): nucleus
Molecular function (GO): RNA polymerase II cis-regulatory region sequence-specific DNA binding; DNA-binding transcription factor activity, RNA polymerase II-specific
Source: RefSeq, a predicted model, not a curated record